GUCUGUUUUUUAUUCUUGGCCGGCAUGGAGCGUUGACGCUUUAUGCCGCAAGAAAAGCCAACAACGCAUCGUAGAAGUUCGCUUUACCCCUCACGUGCUCCACCGCACCGCUGCUCCUCACUAAGUGUUGUCGCAAUCGUAGCCGUUUUUAGACGCGUCGCGACUCGCGCGUAUUCUGCGUCAGCGUCGCCGCUGGCAGCGACGUCAGCGUCAACGUCCGCUUCGCAUUGUCGCUGUCGAAUUUGAUUGUUGUUCUUUGCGGUGACUGUGCGUGUCAGUGUGUGUGUGUGUAGAAUACUGUGAGCAUCUGAGACGAUCGCAACUUGUGCGAGUGUUUAUCUAUUUAAUAAAGCUGACGCCGCCUUGGACUGUGACGUCACACACGCUUGGAAUUAAGAUUUCACUCCUAAGAAUUACCACACCUUACUUUAAGUUUUAACUCCCCCGCCUUUUACAAGCGUAGCGUAUUUAAUUGUGCAAUUAGCAAAAGAGCAACAAAAUGUGGGCGACGCUCGUGGCGAUCAUUGCCGCCAUUAGCGUAGUAGGAACAGUUGUUGCAGUGACAGAAACAACAACAACAACAGCAGGAACAACAGCGAAGACACCAACCAAUACAGCAUCAGUAAAUACAACAACCAGUUCAACUGUUCCUGCCAAAUACCCUUGCGCCUUCUCGGACACUGUGAACAUUACAGACUCGCAGCGUCUCCAGGAUGGCUCCUAUGCCCAUGAAGGCAUCGUGAUACCCGCUUACCUGGUUGCCAUCUACAAUUUCAAGGUGAUCGAUGGUGUCGAAUAUCGUGCCCCAAAACAUGUGCGUGGUUGCAUCUGCCUCAUCAAACCCUGCAUCACCUUCUGCUGUCCCUUGGGCGAGCAUUUCAAUGCCAAGAGUGGGAAUUGUACAGCUCCAUUGCAACCCAGACCACCGAGCACACUUGUCGAGUUAACCGACUCCUAUGGCAACAUCAGUCAUGUGAAGAUCAUCGAUCGAUUUGUGGUACGCACUCAGCUGGGAUGUCGCAACAAGUUUGUGGACAAGAAGCACGAUUCCUUCUGGCAAUGGAAUCUCUUUGAGAAUGGCACUUUGUUGAGGGAUGAUCGACUGUGGAGCACAGAUGAAUAUUGCUUCACUUCGUUGGAGCAUCAACCAGCUGCCUGGGAGUUAGUUCCCCUCAACUGUGAACGCUUUCAGCGAGGCUAUCGCGUUUGGAUCUAUGCCAUCUGCAGCAUUAUUGCUAUACUGAUCAACAUUUUUAUACUCUCUCUACUGGGUUGCAUUAAUACGGCAAGGAAAAGUCACUAUGGCCAGUUGAUUAUCUACUAUCUGCUCUCGGUGAUUGCGGGUUAUUCGCUUCUAGUCUACUUAACUUUAAAGAAUCCCGUGAAAUUAUCCCAUGAAGCGUGUCGCAAUAUUGGUUUCUUGGCUUACUUUUUCAUCAUGCUGUCCUUUGUCUACUUGGCCAUUUGCAGCUUUGAUUUCAUGCUCAAGUUCCGCAAGAAAUCCAUGCGCAAUUGGGUUCGCACUUUGAUCUACUUUCUAGCCAUAGUCUUCGUGAUUAUUCUACGGUUUGCAGUGUCCUUUGCACAGGACUCUAAUUUGCCAAAGCAUUUCAAACCCGGUAUUGGCGAGGACUAUUGCUGGUUCGAUGUGCGUCUCUGGGGCAUAUUGAUCUAUUAUUAUGUGCCCAUUUUACUGCUGCUGAUCUUCAGUCUUUACUGCUGUUUCCAGACGUACUCAGCGACCUUCGAGUUGGACCCUGACACACAAUAUCUUGAGGGAGUCCAACUGCGCAUCAUGAAGAUUCAUUUCUACGCCUUCACUGGUUAUUUGGUAGGCGUCUUUGCUGUUUGGUUGCGUGAGAUGAUCGUCUAUAUCUUGGCUCGAGUCAGGGAACAUUUCUUCAUCAUCGAUUUCUGGAGUGGCAUCUGCAUUCUGGUGCUGGCCAUAGCUGGAUUUAUACUGCUGCUGGGCAAGAAUAUGCACGUGAAAACUUGGUGGUCCAUCAAUGUCGAAUCCAGUCAGACCGACUUGAGCAUUAUAAAUGCGCGUGUUUACAAAUUCGACGAGAAGGGCGAUCUGAAGAAUCCAGAUUCGCCUUAUAGACCGACGGUGACAUCACUUUAAAAUGACACAUAAACAAACAACUGCCUCAAACUGAAUGAUUCAUGUCGUGUUUUGAAUCAUGCUCAAUGUUUGCAAUUAUCUUACGAUACGAUGUAUUCACAAUAUUAAGCAAUAUUUUAAGACUUGUUAUAUUACAUUACCUAAUCUAAUGAUUAAACAUACAGUUUCGUUCUCGAAAUUAUUCCUUAAGUUCCGUAUCCAUCAACAGAAUUCCAGCUACAGAGUAAAUAUAAACACAUUCAGACUUAACAAUGAAAUAUUCAAUAAAUGUCGAUGAAAUGAAUAUUAAAUCAAUUCAUAUAUCUCUAUAUAUAGUAGACAAUGAAUGCAGUCGCAAUUGCAAUUUGCAUUCUGCAUUUUGCAUGUUGUAUUCGAAAAUGCUGAACACAAAGCGCAGUUCACAAGCCAAAUAAAUACUUAAUUCAACUGAAAUGUUAAACACCAACCUUUUUGACCUCAACUCGAGCUAACCCUUUAUUAUUUUCAUUAACAACUCUAUUAAGCUCUUAGCUUUUGUAUAGAUAUUAAAGGGUAUGUACAAUUUUGGAAAGAAAGCAAUAUUUUUACCACAUAAAUACUGAACUUUAUUUUACUUAUU
This is a messenger RNA of Drosophila nasuta, 2723 nucleotides long. It is a transcript of the gene mthl9, whose product is annotated as methuselah-like 9. Gene Ontology annotation, cellular component: plasma membrane. The record is from RefSeq and is a predicted model, not a curated record. The transcript is spliced from 7 exons. Bases 500 to 2125 code for a protein of 541 amino acids. Gene Ontology annotation, molecular function: G protein-coupled peptide receptor activity. Gene Ontology annotation, biological process: G protein-coupled receptor signaling pathway. Lineage: Eukaryota; Metazoa; Arthropoda; Insecta; Diptera; Drosophilidae.